Molecule: messenger RNA, 3161 nt
Organism: Closterium sp. NIES-67
Lineage: Eukaryota; Viridiplantae; Streptophyta; Zygnematophyceae; Desmidiales; Closteriaceae
Source: the annotation of a GenBank genome assembly
CACCACUCUUAUCAGCAGUGCUGUGAUGACAAUCCAGCAACCAAGCACCUAGCUUUCCAUACAUGGCUUAUCAGUCGAGCUGACACUGCAGCAACCAAGCACCAAGCUUUCCGUACCUAAUCAAUUGGCAGUAAUCAGGUUGCAGCUUCGCGGCUGAAUAAGGAUUGAGAAGGUUUCGGCGAGUUGCUCAAGCGCGUGGAGUAGAACAGCGGCAUUCUGGAGGAAUUGCCAUAAGUGUGUCCGGUCAUGCUAAGCUGCGACGGAAGUCUUUUGAAAAGAAGCGACGGUUUUGGAGCACCGAGCGGUGCGGCGAAAGAAACUUUCUGGCAGACAACGGGACAUGGGGAAACGCGAGGAGGAGAGGAGGCGGAGGAGGGGGAGAAAGGCUAGCGAGUCAUCAACGUCGUACGCGAUGCAGCGGCUGCUCUCGAGGAAUUAUAUGGCGGUGCACGCCGAUGAGGACAUCCUGUCCCUCUACCACUCCUCUCUGCUGUACGGCGAGGUGCCUCUCACCAGUCGCAUGCGGGCCGUGUUCACCUCGGGCCACGUCAGCAUCCUCAUCGCUGCUGCUGAGUUUGUUGCUUCCUGUGUGGGCGCGGUGUACUACCUCAUAGGGACCAGGGAGACGAUGCAGCAGAAGAUGGUAUGGAACGCGGGCUGUCUCGCAGUCGCCACCUUCUUCAUCCUCGUCUUCCUGCUGCGCCUCUACAGGCAAGCCCCUUCCUCCGCCGAAUUUACAGGCAAGUUUCAAAGCAACGCACGACACAUGGUCACAUGCAUGCCAUAUACAGACUUAUGUCCCCCCCCGUCAGAGCUCACCCCGCUCUCCAUACUCCCUCGACCGUCUCUCAUCCCCCCCUCCCUUCCUUCCACUGUGCAUGCGCCCGUGAGGUGGCUGUACGUGUGCUCGUACCUGGGAGUGUUGGACAUACUCUCAGGCAUUCCCAUCUUCGGCACUGGCCUCAACAGCAGGAGUGCAGGUGCCAUGUUUCAAGUCGUCUACUUCUUGCAGAUGCUCAAGCCCUUCACUCGUCUGCAGCAGCUGGGUGUCGACAUCACAUCCAUAACGCAGGAGGUCAUCAACCUCAUCGUCUACCUCACUUCAUUAAUAUUCACGGCAGCGGGCAUCUUCCUGUGGGUGACCUACCAGAAUGAGGAGGUGAAGGCGACGGGGAGCUGUGAGCCCGUCAACUGCCUCGACUAUGCCAUGUCGCUCUACUUCGUUGUUGUCACGAUAUCAACGGUGGGUUAUGGCGACAUCUUGGCAACCAACGCAGCGGGGCGAGCGGUGGUGAUAUGCAUCAUAGUGGCGGCUCUUAUCAUCCUGCCCGUGCAGCUCAGCAACAUCUCCAACCUGCUUGCUCACAGGCCAUAUGGGGGAAGGUUCUCAGCAGCUUCCGCCACAGGCAUGCGCUUUGUGGUGCUGACGGGGCAGCUCUCUCUGCUCUCCAUCCAGCAGUUCCUCGCUGAGCUCUACCACCCGUUACAUGACAAAGCUUUGAGCUGCGCUCGCUCAUUGCAGAGUACCACGGUGCACUUUGAGCUGCGCUCGCUCAUUGCAGAGUACCACGGUGCAGUGCGGUUCAUCCAGGGCUCGCCCAUGGCGCUCUACGACCUGCACCGCGUGCAGAUCGCCCUCGCCUCCGCCGUCUUCAUCGUCCUGCAGCCUUUUCAGUCCUCUCGUGCGCUGGACAACGGUCAGAUCGCCCAGGCCCUUGCUAUGAACCGCUACGCGGGGCCGCUGUCACGCCUGGUGGUGGAGAUGGGAGACCCUCAGGGCCCUACGCUGCCUGUGUGGGACUCUGCCACCCAACGCAUGCAAGUGCUUUGCCAUGAGAGCCUGCGGUUCAAAGUGCUGGGGUCAAGCUGCUUCAUGCCCGGCCUGUCCACCUUCCUCACCAACCUCCUGCGCUCCCCACUCCUCCUCGACUCCCCCGGCCACAAGGCGUGGCUGCCCGAGUACCACUCCGGAGCCAUGCACUCCAUCUACCCCGUGCUGCUGCCCGCCGCCUUCUACGGGCUGCCCUUCGAAGAGGUCGCUGAGUUUGUGUACAGGUGCUUUCAUGUGUGCCUCUUUGCUCUGGAUGUGCUGGUAGAGCCGUGUGAGAGGCAUGGGGGGACGGGGGGGAGGGAGGGCGAGGGGGGUGGCUCACGGUCUUACAGUGGAGGGAGUGUAGGGCAGCAUACGUGCGAGCGGUGCGUGCAGGUUGCAGACGAGGAGGAGCAUGGGUGCCCUGCGGCAGUGUCAGUAUCGGUGGCAGCAACAGCUGAGGCGUGUUUGUCGUUUGAGUCUGCUCGAGAGGGCUCACCGUUGGCUGGGAGAAGUGACGCGAGUGAGGUGUUCGAGUGUGCUCAAGAGGGCUCACCAUUGGCAGCGGGAAGUGAGGGGAGUGAGACGUUUGAGUCUGCUCAUGGCUCACCAUUCACAGCAGAAAUGCAGGCACACGCAACACAGGCAGCAUUGGCAGCAUCGGCAGCACCGGCAGCACCGGUGGCACCGCCAGCACAGGCAGCACAGGCAGCACCGGCAGCAGCACAGGCAGCACCAGUCCUCUGCACCAAAGCCGCCAAGAGGGCCGAAGCAGCGUUCCACACCCACCGCAACGCCGGGGGCGGAUGCAGCUGCAGCAGCAGCACCGGCAGCACCGACAGCACCAGCGGAAGCAGCAGCUGCAGCAGCAGCACCGGCAGCAACAGCAGCAGCAGCGGAAGCAGCAGCCCCGGACUUCUAUGUGGGAAGGAAGGCCAGCCGGCUGUCCCGGCCUCUCACGAGCGCCCUCCCCCACUUGCGCCGCCUCCUCUCCCGCCCCCAUGAGGAGCUCUACCUCCUCCUCAACCCCUCCGCUGCUGCCGCAGCAGCAGGACCAGGACUAUCCGGAGCAGACUCGAAGCCGGCAGCAGGCAGCAGUACAGCCAGAGGCAGCACUUGGAGCACUGGCAGGGGCAUGCAGAGAAGCAUGGAGAAGCAGAUCCGGGAGGGACUUGGACUGCGGAAGAAGGGAGCGAGGCGAGCAGGGGGGGUGGGGCUGGAGUGCGGGUGCCAGCGGGGGGUGUUUCUGCUGCCCUCGCAGCACACCAUUCGGAGAUCUCUGGACGUGGGCCUUGUGAUCGCGCCCAGCCUUGAGGCUGCUGAGAGGGUGUCUGCCUUCAAAGGCUGCAUG